CUCAGCGAUCUCAGAAUACCAACAGACAUCGCCAUGGGCUUUGGAGGCAUUCUUGAAGAUAGGCAUUUGCCACAUGUGCCAGGGACAGUCAUUCUUGACGAGAAAGUCGCCCAUUCCGAAGGCGUUACAGCAGGACUUCGCCAUGGCACAGGAAAGAAUGCAGACGUCGUCCUAGUCCCUCAACCAUCCGAGGAUCCCAAUGAUCCCCUGAACUGGUCACCGACGAAGAAGUUGACUUGUGUUGUCAUUCUUGGGCUGGGAACCUGUCUCAACGCAGCAACGAUCGGGCCGCUCUUGAAUGCUGGCCUCUUCACAAUCUCCAUGGACUUUGGCGUCCCUCUCGGCCAUAUAACACUCAUCUCUGGCUAUCAACUUCUAGUCGCUGGUGGCUCUGGUCCCUUCUACUCAGCCUUUUCUCGAAAAUUUGGCAAACGACCCUGCUUCAUUGCCUCUUCCCUCUUUGGCUUGAUCGGCUCCAUUAUCGGCUCAGCCACCAGCAAUUACAACGGGCUCCUGGCCGCCAGAAUCAUCCAGGGCUUAGCUAUCUCCGCGUACGAGUCCUUGAUUAUCUCGGUUAUUGGCGAUCUCUACUUUGUGCAUGAACGCGGAAGAUACACAUCAGGAAUCCAAUUUCUCCUCGGUGGCAUCUCCAACUUCUCAAGUGUCCUAACAGGUCCUAUAACCGCCAAUCUCGGCUGGAAAUAUCUCUUCCAUCUCCUAAUUGCUUUCAUCGGCUUCCAAACCAUCCUCCUCUUCUUCUUCUGUCCCGAGACUUCGUACAUCAGAGACCAUCGAUACGAGAUUGACGAGCUCGCAGUCCAAGACCUCAAAGAUCUUUCUGAAGUGGAGCACCGACACCAGCAACGCGAGCUGGACGCCAAGGAGAAUAACGGCGUGCCUCUUGCUCCCACCGAAACCCUGGCCUCGACCGUGCGUCCGAUUCCCCAGAAGAAGACCUUCUGGCAAGAAACAACCAUCUUCACUGGCACCUAUUCCGACGAGAAUCUCCUGCAGCUCGUCAUUGCUCCUUUCGCGGUGUGCAUGAACAUCGCCGUGCUCUGGGUCGUGGUGAUAUCGGGAACCAUUACCGCCACCUACGUCGCGCAAGCCUAUGUCCUGGCGCAGGUCUUCUCCUUGCCCCCAUACAACCUCAAUGCAUCCGGGAUCGGCUACCUAUCACUUGGGCCAUUCGUCGGUGGGAUCGUCGCAUCCAUCUGCGUAGGAAUCGUGUACGAUCGGCUGAUCCGCUGGUUCUGUGCGCGGAACGGGGGAACGUACGAGCCGGAAUACAGGCUCGUUGUCAUGGUCGCGGGCCUGCUGACUGGAGGCGGGCUGUGCGCCUGGGGAUACAUGAUCGAGCACGCCGUGAACAUGUAUGCAUGCGCUGCCGUGCACGGCAUUGUCCUCUUCGGCGUCAUCGGCGUGACCAUCUCCUCUUCCGCCUACGCGCUGGACGCGUACCGCGAUAUGAGCAACGAGAUCUUCAUUGCCGGGAUGGUGUUCAAGAACUUCUUGUUCUACGGCUUCAGUUACUUUGUCAAUGACUGGACGGCCGCGGUGGGACCUUCAGAGGUCUUCUACGUCUUUGGGGGCGUGGCGUUUGGGCUGACUUUGACAACUGUUCCGUUAUAUAUCUUUGGGAAGAAAUACCGAUCGAUCUGGUCUAGACACAAUCUUCUCGCCAAGUUCUCUAUACGUACUCACUCGGAAUACUAA
This is a messenger RNA of Lachnellula hyalina, 1716 nucleotides long. Its product is annotated as Protein HOL1. The annotation marks the transcript as partial. Gene Ontology annotation, molecular function: transmembrane transporter activity. Lineage: Eukaryota; Fungi; Ascomycota; Leotiomycetes; Helotiales; Lachnaceae. The transcript has 2 exons. The record is from RefSeq and is a predicted model, not a curated record. Gene Ontology annotation, biological process: transmembrane transport.